UUUCCAUCGUCUUGGCGUCUUCACAAUUGAAAUUAAUCGUUUCUUGAAAAUUCGUUCAUUUAGAACCUCAUUUUCUCAAUUUUUUCUUUCCAGUUAUUUUAAAGUUUUAGAAAAUGGUUGAAAGCGUCGAUAUAUCAGGUCGUCAAGAUGGUGGCGUUCUUAAAGUGAUAAAAAAAGAAGGUUAUGGCGAGGAUACACCUUGUGAAGGAGCCACUGUUUUUGUACACUAUUUGGGAACUUUAGAGGAUGGAACACAAUUUGAUAGCAGUCGUAAUCGUGGAAGACCUUUUGAUUGUCUACUGGGAAGAGGGCAUUUAAUUCCUGCCUGGGAACUUGCCCUGGAAACGAUGAAGAAAGGGGAGAUUUGUGUUUUAACCUGCAAACCAGAAUAUGCAUAUGGUAAAGUUGGAAAACCACCUGAUAUCCCUCAAAAUGCUACUCUCAUAUUUGAGAUUGAGUUGAUCAGAUGGGAGGAUGAAAAGGUUACAAUGGAUGAGUUAGUGACCAAGAAAAUUCUCAAGAAAGGAAUGGCAGUGAACGUGUUUUUAGUGCACCUUGUUGGCAAGGUGGAUAAUCGAAUAUUUGAUGACCGUGAUGUUCAAUUUACUGUUGGUGAAGGUGACCUAGUUGAUGUUAUUUCUGGUGUUGAUGCCUUAGUAAAAACAAUGAAGAAAGGGGAAAUAUCUGUUGCAAAUUGUGACAGUUCUUAUGCAUUUGGUGAAGAAGGAAGAAAAGAGUGGGGUAUUAAACCAAGUAGCAAUGUAAAAUAUGAAGUACAUUUGAAGACAUUUGAACAAUUAAAGCAACCAUGGGAGUUGAGUGUUCAGGACAGAAUUGAAGGAGCAAUAUUUGCAAAGAAGAAAGGAACAGAGUAUUAUAAAGAAAAAAAAUUCUCUCAAGCAUUGGGAAAGUACACUCGCAUGGUAACCUUGGUGGAAAGCUUAGGUGAAGAAAGAGAUUUAAAGGAAGUUUCAUCAUUGAUUUUAGCUGGUCAUCUCAAUGUUGCCUUGUGUUAUCUCAAGUUAGCAAAAUAUAAAGAAUGUAUUGAGUCAUGUGACAAGGCAUUAUGUCGUGACAAAAAUAACAUAAAAGCCAUCUAUAGGAAAGGAAAGGCGAAACUAGAUAUGAAUUAUCCCGAUGAAGCAAGCGAAAUGUUUGAAAAAGUUCUACGACUUGAACCAAACAACAAAGACGCCAAGAUACAAUUAAAUAUUGCAAAAAAGAUGAUUGCUGAAAAUCGUGUAAAGGAGAAGACAAUAUAUGCGAACAUGUUUGAAAAGUUUGCAGCAAAAGAUGCAAAGAAAUUGGCGUCAGAAAAAUUAUCAAAUAUGAAUGAUGACAAAGAUAUAUUUACGAAGGCACAGGAAGAGGCACAUGUUUCGUACGAAGAAGAUCUUGAAUCAUAAAACUACAAAUUGAACAUGAAUACAUCUCUCUUUACAUGUAUAAAUAUUUGUUAACGUAACAUCUUUAUGUAUUUCUUGUGAACAAGUAGUGUACGAUUUAAAAAUUUUUGAAAAA
Xenia sp. Carnegie-2017 is the source of this 1521-nucleotide messenger RNA. Its product is annotated as peptidyl-prolyl cis-trans isomerase FKBP4-like. The record is from RefSeq and is a predicted model, not a curated record. Bases 114 to 1406 code for a protein of 430 amino acids. Lineage: Eukaryota; Metazoa; Cnidaria; Anthozoa; Malacalcyonacea; Xeniidae. Gene Ontology annotation, molecular function: protein binding; peptidyl-prolyl cis-trans isomerase activity. The transcript has 8 exons.